AUGCAGUCCAUCCUCGCUCGCUCGCCGCUCCUCCGCCAGCAGGCCGCCCGUGCUGCCCGCCGCGUCCAAGCUCGCGGGGCCCAUGCUGACCACAGCCCCGUCCCCUUCUCGUUCCACAGCAAGCCCGCCUUCGCGGCGAAGACCAUCGCCUACCUCGUGGGCGGCUUCAGCAUCCCCUUCGUGGCCGCGGCCUACCAAUUGAAGAAGUCCGGCGCUGGUGCGCAGGAUUAA
Molecule: messenger RNA, 231 nt
Organism: Gloeophyllum trabeum ATCC 11539
Lineage: Eukaryota; Fungi; Basidiomycota; Agaricomycetes; Gloeophyllales; Gloeophyllaceae
Exons: 3
Coding region: 1-231 (76 amino acids)
Biological process (GO): mitochondrial electron transport, cytochrome c to oxygen
Source: RefSeq, a predicted model, not a curated record